Lottia gigantea (owl limpet) is the source of this 561-nucleotide messenger RNA. RefSeq lists its product as hypothetical. Lineage: Eukaryota; Metazoa; Mollusca; Gastropoda; Lottiidae. The coding region runs from base 1 to 561 and encodes 186 amino acids. The transcript is spliced from 4 exons. The record is from RefSeq and is a predicted model, not a curated record.
AUGAUUAUAGAUUAUUAUACAACUAAAAUACCAGGUUUAGAAGUAACACCAACCAAUAUGCCAAUGUCACCUGCAGAUUUACACGGCAUGUGGUAUCCUACAGUACGACGUACAUUGGUUACAUUAUCUAAAUUAUAUAGAUGUAUUGAUUAUGAACUUAUUCCAGGAACAGAGCAGGAAAACGACAGGUUUCGUUUCCGGUCGGUUCAUGUUUUGUCUCAAAGUAUAGCUGUACAAUUAACAAAGCCUAUUGAUAUCUCUGAAGUUAGUAUGGCUCAGGCAUUUAAAUGCCUAUAUUUUCUUACAAAGAACAAUUUUGCACAUACCACAAACUUCCCAAAGUUGUUGAAUCUAGAGAAGCAUCUGAGAGUUGAUAUCACAUCUAAGAUAAACGCAGGAGAAAUGAUGAUGUCAGUACAGGUGACACAAUACAUAGAGGACAAUAAUUUGCCUUAUUCUACGCUUCGUGGAAUUGGCACUGACGGAGCUGCUGUGAUGACAGGGAAGCGAAAUGGAGCAGUAAAACAGAUAAUAGAGAGACAAAAAGACAAGUGGACAUAA